AUUUGUCACCAAAAAGAGCUACCUACAUGCUACAUGCGGGUUAGACAUUAAUUAUCUCCGAAAUUUUAUGCUAUGGCAUUACGCAUUUUAUCUAAUCUUAAAUUAUUCACAAAUGUUUUGAAUUUGAAUUUAAACAAGCAUUAUAAUACAUCAUCGGUUGGGCAAAAAAUAAAUUAUCUGUAUUUUAGUAAAUAUGUCUCAAAUCGCAGGCUUUACAGCAACAAAACAGCAGAUGAAGUAAAUACAGCAAAAGAAAAUCCAUCAGCGAAUCCUGCUAAAGUUGGUACAUUUACGGCAUUGUUUCAACAGAAACCGGUGGAGGAAAGUCAAUCAAAUCAAAAUGAAGAAGAGGAAAAUCGGAAAAACAGGGAACAAGCAUGGCGAACUAUGAAAUAUACAUUAGCUAUGUUUGGUGUAACUUUCACAGCACUUGGAGGUUGGUUAAUCGUUGAAUAUGGUGCACCUGAAGUGGAUGAACAUGGAGAAGUUAUAAGAGAUGAAUUUUCGGAUUUGGGAACGGUUCGUCAAUAUUUCAUGCGAAUGUUCAGACAACUAGACUAUUUCCAAAAGAUGAUUAAGGAGCCUUCACGUGAUAAAUUGUUACCAGAUCCUCCAGGAGCUCCCUAUUAUCAACCCCCAUAUACUUUAGUUCUGGAAUUAACUGAUGUUCUUGUACAUCCAGAUUGGACAUAUAAAACUGGAUGGAGGUUUAAAAAACGCCCUGGUAUUGACCAAUUUCUACAGCAAGUCGGUCCACCGUUAUUUGAAGUUGUGAUAUUUACAGCUGAAACAGGAAUGACUGUAUUCCCCAUAAUCGAAGCUUUAGAUCCUAAUAACAUAAUCAGUUAUAAACUUGUGAGAGAUGCAACACAUUUUGUUGAUGGCCAUCAUAUAAAAAAUUUAGAUAAACUUAACCGAAAUCUAAGCAAGGUUAUAGUUGUGGAUUGGAAUGCAAAUAGUGUAAAAUUCCAUCCUGAAAACGCACUAAGGAUACCAAAAUGGGAAGGAAAUGAUGAUGAUACAACGUUGAUAGAUUUGGCGGCAUUUUUGAAAACUUUAGCAGCAACUCGAAUUGAAGAUGUUCGAGAAGUGUUGCAAUACUAUAGUCAGUUUGAAAAUCCGUUGGCAGCAUUUAGGGAAAAUCAACGUCGUUUAAUGGAACAACAGGAAACACAACGACAGAUUGAAGCUCAACAGCCAAAACCAUUAACUAAAUCGUGGUCACAAACCUUCUUACGCCAUUAAAUAAAAUCGUUUUUAUGUUAUCUGUUUUGUUUUCAACUUUGUACAUUUUUUUUUUACACGUUACGGACUUGUAAAAGGUAGAGAAACACAUUCAAUAAAAUUUAAGCAGUAACAAAAUAUAUUCUUCGAUAUUAAAAAUACGUAAAUGGAUUUCACUACGUUCUUGAAGUGGUUACGAAUUUUUCUUUUGGAAUUAUGUUUAAAAAAAAUUUAAUUGCU
Molecule: messenger RNA, 1464 nt
Organism: Chrysoperla carnea
Lineage: Eukaryota; Metazoa; Arthropoda; Insecta; Neuroptera; Chrysopidae
Product: mitochondrial import inner membrane translocase subunit TIM50-C-like
Exons: 5
Coding region: 73-1245 (390 amino acids)
Molecular function (GO): phosphoprotein phosphatase activity
Source: RefSeq, a predicted model, not a curated record